AUGCAAACGCAGUCGGCACCCAGCGUCCCAUCUACUCCGAUGGUACCUGUGACACCCGUGACCCCUGUGGGUCUAGCAGGCAUCCUGGCCUUGCACGACGUGAUCCGACACGAUGCACAGGGUCUGGACGGCAGCUCUCAACGCCGCUUGCAAAAGCAUUUCCAAAAAUUAUCAAAAGCUGUUGAGACUUCAUUCGCUGAGCACGUACUGCUCGAGCGACGCAAUGAGUUCCUGCAAAGGACGAACGGCGAAGCUCGUGUACGACGCUCAACGAGAUCCAAAGUCAUCGGGACAGCGAGAGUGAUGAGCUAUGAGGAUCUGGAAAAAGCAAGAGAUGAGCGGGCACUCCAAGACGCGAAAUCAACCUCAAAGCGCAGGUCGAGAACCAGGAUUGUUGAUCACAAUGCCACGAAUGAAACUUCGAAUGUGGUUCAGAGCAGUACCGAUUGA
Dissoconium aciculare CBS 342.82 is the source of this 450-nucleotide messenger RNA. RefSeq lists its product as uncharacterized. Lineage: Eukaryota; Fungi; Ascomycota; Dothideomycetes; Mycosphaerellales; Dissoconiaceae. Bases 1 to 450 code for a protein of 149 amino acids. The transcript has a single exon. The record is from RefSeq and is a predicted model, not a curated record.